Heteronotia binoei (common prickly gecko) is the source of this 1879-nucleotide messenger RNA. RefSeq names its product par-6 family cell polarity regulator alpha (gene PARD6A). Gene Ontology annotation, biological process: centrosome cycle; establishment or maintenance of cell polarity; regulation of cellular localization. NCBI's taxonomy places the organism in Eukaryota, Metazoa, Chordata, Lepidosauria, Squamata, Gekkonidae. The transcript is spliced from 3 exons. The record is from RefSeq and is a predicted model, not a curated record. Gene Ontology annotation, cellular component: cell cortex; nucleus; apical plasma membrane. Bases 109 to 1188 code for a protein of 359 amino acids. Gene Ontology annotation, molecular function: protein kinase C binding.
UGCUCGCGGUGCCCGCUGGUGGAGCGGCGGCAGGCAGUGCGGCGGCGGCGGCGGCGGGUCGGGAGGAGCAGCCGCCGGCCCAGCCCGGCCCUGCCCCGGCAGCGCAGCAUGGCUAAGCACCACCGCACUCCGGCGCGCAGCCCGGAGCCCGUCAUCGAGGUCAAGAGCAAGUUUGAUGCUGAGUUUCGCCGGUUUGCCAUGAAGCGCUCCAGCAUAGGUGGCUUCCAGGAAUUCUACCAGCUGAUUCAGACAGUCCACCAAAUCCCCUCUGUGGAUGUUCUUCUUGGCUAUACAGACAUCCAUGGAGAUUUGCUGCCUAUCAACAACGAUGAUAAUUACCACAAAGCACUCUCCUCGGCCAAUCCUCUGCUCCGGGUCAUCAUCCAGAAACGGGCAGAAGCUGACACCAGCGUCUUUGCCUCCAACUCCCUGCAGCGGAAAAAGAAGGGACUGCUGCGCCCCGUGCACCAGCGGGCCAAGCCGCACCUGCUGAUCGGCAUGCCGCAGGAUUUCCGCCAGAUCUCCUCCAUCAUCGAUGUGGACAUUCUGCCCGAGACACAUCGGCGGGUGCGACUGCACAAGCACGGCUCCAACAAACCUCUGGGCUUCUACAUCCGGGAUGGGGUCAGCGUACGCGUGGCCCCCCACGGAGUUGAGAAGGUGCCCGGGAUCUUCAUCUCACGCUUGGUCAAGGGGGGGCUGGCCGAGAGCACCGGGCUCCUGGCCGUGAACGACGAGAUCUUGGAGGUCAACGGCAUCGACGUGGCGGGCAAGUCCCUGGACCAGGUGACGGACAUGAUGGUGGCCAACAGCCACAACCUCAUCAUCACGGUCAAGCCGGCCAACCAGCGCAACAACGUGAUCCGCAGCAGCAAGGCCUCGGGCAGCUCCGGCGUGUCCACGGACAGCACCCCCAGCCAACAGACACCCAGCCCGGCUUCCCAGUAUCUGAGCAACUGCAGCACAGCCGAGGGGGAGAGCGACGAAGAGGGCGACCUGGUGAUCGAGAGCGAUUUGCCUGCCGGUUGUCCCAACGGCGGCCUCCUCGAGAGUCUGCAACACAGCCUCUCCCUGUACAGCUCUCAGGGCUCGCUGCCUUCCCUGAACAGUCACAGCGGCAGCGGAAGCCCGAUCCGGGGCAGCCGAGCAGGCAGCCUCCGGGAAGAUGGUACGGUCAUCACUCUAUAGCCCUCGGCGCACCUCCUUCCCUGUGCCCUGUAUCGCAGCAUUUCCAAGGUCAGUUUGGUGACCGCCUUAUUCCUGGCCAGUGGGACUGGAAUCCAGGGCACGGGCAGGGUUUCUCCAUCUGGAUCACGAGUCACUACCCAGCAGGAACUCUUCUGCAUAUUAGGCUGCACCCUCCUGAGGUAGCCAAUCCUCCUGGAGCUUACAGUAGACCUUGUACUAAGAGCCCUAUAAGCUCUUGGAGGAUUGGCUACCUCAGGAGGGUGUGGCCUAAUAUGCAAAGGAGUUCCUGCUACAAAAAAAGCCCUGCGUACCCAGCCCCUCUUCUCUCUCUGACCUUUCCGUGCACACUGCCUCCUGAGCGCAACAGGUGCUUUCUCCAGCUGCUCUUGCAAAAGACAGCAGCCGGGAUUGGAGCAAUAGGGGUGGGCGGGAGCAGUCCCCUUUCCCCCAAGUCCCCUUCGUCCUCCCCAUGGAACCAAAGUUAUGGGGUUUUUAUCACCUUCCUUAUCUCUUCCUAUCAGCCCCCGCCCAUGCUCCAGGGGGAAAGAGGGGGCUGCCCCUCACAGACGCAGAUGACCCUUUGCUCCGACCCACUCUCAUGAAGUGUUUCUUUUUAGUUGUUUGUUUUUAUGAUGAACAUGCAUCACAGAUUAAUAUAUUGCAACGGACUAUUAAAUUUUUUUUAAAGAAA